Messenger RNA from Cucurbitaria berberidis CBS 394.84, 1867 nucleotides. RefSeq names its product FolC bifunctional protein. Gene Ontology annotation, cellular component: mitochondrion; cytoplasm; cytosol. Gene Ontology annotation, molecular function: ATP binding; tetrahydrofolylpolyglutamate synthase activity. The transcript is spliced from 3 exons. NCBI's taxonomy places the organism in Eukaryota, Fungi, Ascomycota, Dothideomycetes, Pleosporales, Cucurbitariaceae. The record is from RefSeq and is a predicted model, not a curated record. Gene Ontology annotation, biological process: tetrahydrofolylpolyglutamate biosynthetic process. Bases 101 to 1639 code for a protein of 512 amino acids.
CAUCACGCAUCAUCAGGAUGCCCUCAUGCUGAUUGUUCGGAGAAGCUUGUGCUGCUUGCGCGUUGCAUCAAUUAAUCGCCUCUACCACAGUGCACCCAACAUGGAGAAGCGGGACUAUGCGGCUGCGGUAGCGGCAUUGAAUACGCUACAGUCCAACUUCUCCAUUGUCGAUGCGAUACGGAAAUCUGGCCGGGGAAUGAACCAGCUGGCAAUACCGGAGAUGAUUGAGUGGUGUCGGAAGGUUGGAUAUGAGCCCUCAGAUUUUGACCGAUUGAGGCCCAUACAUAUUGCUGGAUCAAAGGGUAAAGGGUCUACGAGUGCCUUCAUUUCUUCCAUCCUGGCGCAAUACAUUCCAGCCACCGGCGCACAGAAGCCCACGAAGAUCGGUUUAUAUACAUCGCCCCACCUGAGAUUCGUUCGCGAGCGUAUACAGAUCAACAAUGAGCCAAUAUCGGAGGAGCUUUUUGCGAAGUACUUCUUCGAGGUGUGGGACACAUUGGAGACUGCAGCGGAGACAGAGAGCGCGCCGCCAGAUGUACCAACGAAGCCAGUGUACUUCAGGUACUUGACUCUCAUGGCACUCCAUGCAUACCUCAAAGAAGGUGUAGACUCGGCUAUCGUUGAGUGCGGGAUCGGCGGCGAGUUCGACAGCACCAACAUCCUCACGAAGCCUACGGUUACGGCGGUGACGAGCCUGGGGAUCGACCAUGUAGCGAUGCUCGGGUCCACCCUGCCAGAGAUAGCAUGGCACAAGGCUGGCAUUUUCAAAGCAGGAAGUGUUGCCUUCACUGCACCUCAGAAAGCGGAGGCGAUCACCGUUCUGCAAGAACGAGCAGCCGAAAAGGGGACUCAUCUCCACGUCAUCGACGUUCAUCCGUCUUUAGCGAACAAUGAGGUCAAGCUUGGGCUAGGCGCCGCAUUCCAGAAAAUCAACGCUUCUGUAGCAAUCGCUGCUGCAGCCGCCCAUCUACGAGCUCUUGGCCACACCUCCAUCCCGGACCCAACUACAACUUCACAUAUCGAACUUCCUUCCGAGUUCAUCCGCGGAUUAGAGCAAGUGCGCUGGGCAGGCAGGUGCGAGAUUAGACGGGAAAAGAAUGUUGCGUGGCAUAUCGAUGGAGGUCAUACGUUGGAAAGCAUCGAGGUCACUGGACAGUGGUUUGCACAGCAAAUCGCCUCCGCGAUAUCAACCACCACGUCACAGUCCAAGGUUCCGCGCAUAUUGAUCUUUAACCAACAGACUCGAGAUGCGAAUGCUCUGGCCAAAGCGCUUUAUGCAGCUCUUCAGAGCGGCAUCACAUCUGGCGCAACCUCACCAUUCACUCACGUUAUCUUCACCACCAACCAGACGUCCAGUAGAGGUUAUAAACCGGACCUCGUUUCAAUAAAUACGAAUCAACAAGACGUGGAUACACUUGCGGUUCAGAAGGCACUCGCAAAUACAUGGUCGCACAUUGAUAGCUCUGCAGAGGUGCAUGUGCUGCGCACAAUCGAAGAAGCUAUCGAGACUGCAAGAGACGUUGCACGUAAUCAUGCGAAGCAUGCUGGUGCUGAUGCGGAAGUCAUGGUACUAAUCACGGGCAGCUUGCACCUAGUUGGCGGUGCGAUUGAGAUCUUGGAGACGGAGAAUGCGAGCUAAAGCCGUGUAAGAUACCCAUAGCAUGGACGCGCUUCAACAUGCGCUAGAGAAUAUUAUGACUCUAUGUCCACGUCAAUUAAGACCACUAAAAGCCAUGCCCGAUCCCCGCUCCCAUGCCAAUGGCAACUGUGGUAACCUCAUCAUUAGAGCGUAGUCGGACUUGCAAAACACGGUGAGCAACUUAACACGCGAGAAUCGACCAACCCCAUAAUCAGUGCCCGGGCUCGA